CUUCUUUUCUUCUAUUCGCCUUUUCCACCUAUCCCUCUUUUCAUUUUUUCGCGUCUCUCGCCUCGCUAUUUCCUCUCACUCUCCGCCUCCUCUUUUUUAUCCCUCUCGCUGCCGUUGCUUCUAAGAUCCCUAAAGACUCCCCGUCGUUUGAUCCUUCCGCGUAAUCUCCACACCUGAUUCCGUCGAUUCCAAUCAAAUCUCGAGAUCUGCUGGUGGCACCUGGUUGUUGCGUUUGGUCUCUGCUUUUCUUCUGGGGUGUUCAGAGAGGAAGGUUGACUAGCAUACUGUUAUGAAGGAACCUAGUGUGCCCGGAUUCAUCCUCUUCUGUUCCAACUAAUCAGCCUACUUCUGGGUUAAACUAAAUAAGAAAAUGGACCGUUGUGAUACAUCUGGAUUCGUUAGUGGGGGUGGGAUGUACCCUUUCAGAGACAUCUAACCCUAGUUCUGUAGCUAAUUUUUUCGACAUCUAACCAAGUUUUGUAGUUUAUUUUUCUUGACCCCAGAAGUCAGGUGAAUUUUUCAUUAAGAUUGAUCUUAGGUUUGGAAAUCACUUUAUGUUUAGCCAUUGCUUCAUGGACAACAGACUCCGGAACUUUGGUUUUGCUGCUGAUUGCCCUUCAAAUGCAUCCAAGAUUUUGGGCAGUUCAAUGCCCGUUGGAGUUGGAGUAGCUGGCACCAAAUUCAGUGCAGAUACUGUCUUGCGCCUUGAUUCCCUAGGAUCUUUGGUUCCCUAUGGGUCUCCCUCUAAGGGUAUUAAGCGGAAGCGGAAUUUGAUUGAUGGAUCCAUGGGCCUAAAUGUUGGUUCUUCACUGUCCCUUGGGCUUCACCGCUCUUCAAGUUCUUCAGACAGUAAGGGGAGUUCAGCAACUGCUUGCACAGCAAUGUCUUCUGCCAAAGAAACUGAUGAAGAGUCCUCAAUGGAUCUUGAAUUGGACUUCUCUCUCCAUCUUGGCAACGAGAAGAUGUCGAGCCCGAAGAAGCCUGCUGGUUCAAAUCUCAAAGGAAUGGAAUUGCAGCCCAGGGUUGACUUGGAGCUGAGUCUCUCCACUGGUCCUUCUGAAUCCGAUAUUACUAGCAUCCAUCCACACUCUAGUUCACUUGAAUUUGGCAUGGAUAUGCCGCUGGCAAUGGGUGGAGCAUCAAAUGUGGAUGAACGAUUGACAUCAGAUAGUUGGAAAUCAGGGAUUGCAUUGCUUCCAUUGCAGAUUUCCCAGAACAAAGAGGCUAGCUUCUUCAACCAGAUUCCAAGAACUAGGGAUCCUACUUCCAGUUUUCCAGACCACUCAUCUAGUGUGAUAACGCCAAAGAGUUCAGUCACCUGCACUUCUGGGAUAACACAGCAGCAACAGCCAUAUCAACGCAGCACUAGCUCAAAGUUAUGUCAGGUUGAAGGAUGUGGAAAGGGUGCCAGAGGUGCUUCCGGCCGUUGUAUUUCACAUGGUGGAGGCCGAAGGUGUCAGAAAGCAGGCUGUCACAAGGGAGCUGAGGGCCGAACAGUGUACUGCAAGGCCCAUGGGGGUGGACGCCGCUGUGAAUUCCUUGGUUGCACAAAAAGUGCAGAAGGUCGCACAGAUUUCUGUAUUGCCCAUGGUGGCGGGCGGAGAUGCAGUCGUGAGGGUUGUGCUCGAGCUGCCAGAGGAAAAUCUGGUUUGUGCAUCCGACAUGGUGGGGGUAAGAGAUGCCAGAAAGAAAAUUGCACAAAGAGUGCAGAAGGUCUAUCUGGUCUCUGCAUUUCUCAUGGAGGUGGUCGGAGAUGCCAAUUCUCAGGAUGCACAAAAGGGGCACAAGGGAGCACCAUGUUAUGUAAGGCACAUGGUGGAGGGAAACGCUGCACUGCUCCAGGAUGCACCAAGGGUGCUGAAGGGAGCACUCCUUUUUGUAAAGGCCACGGAGGAGGAAAAAGGUGCGCCUUCCAACGUGGUGGGGUUUGUAGUAAGAGUGUACAUGGAGGGACUAACUUCUGCGUCGCACAUGGGGGUGGAAAGAGGUGUGCUGUACCUGAGUGCACAAAGAGUGCAAGAGGACGUACAGAUUUUUGUGUCCGUCAUGGCGGUGGAAAAAGGUGCAAGGUUGAAGGAUGUGGUAAAAGUGCUCAAGGCAGCACCGAUUUCUGCAAGGCACAUGGUGGAGGGAAGAGAUGCUCUUGGGGUCAUCCUGGGUCAGAAUAUGGUAACCUACCUUCUGGUCCUUGUACCUCAUUUGCAAGGGGUAAGACAGGUCUCUGUGCACUUCACAGCGGUUUGGUGCAGGACAAGAGGGUUCAUGGUGGUGUCACCUUGGGACCUAUGGUUCAGGACCCUAAAAUUAGUCAUUCUGAGAAGACGAAAGAAGUUGUCACUGUCGAGGACAUGACUGUCGAUAUUGUGAAGAUGGGUACUAGUGCCAGGGAUUCAUUGGGCAGAACUACUUCUGAUUUGAAACAUUUUGGAGUCUCAAAUGGUCAUCUCUCUGCCAGUGAAGCAGGUCUCUCAUCAAUGCCAGUUUUUGUAUCAGAAGGCAGGGUGCAUGGAGGCAGUUUGAUGGCAAUGCUUGCUGGUGGUUCUGGUGUUGGCUCAUGCAGCAACCAAAUUGUAGCUGGAGAUCCACCAGAGCCAAGAAAAUCAUAUAUUACAACUCAGAACUGGAUGUAAGACUUCUUUCACCUGUGUUUGAUUUGUUCUUAGCUAGUGAAAGACUUUCUAGCUGUUUGGGUCCUUCGGAUUUAUUUGGUCUAGUCUGUUGGUGUUUAGACCUUGUUCUCAUUCAUUUGUCAAGAUGGAGAGGGCAUGCAAGAUCCUUGACACCUUUGUGUGGGAAAACCAAGUAGGUUAGUCAGCAUCAAGUCAGGUCUGGUGUUCUUUUCUUGUAAAUAUUUCUCUCUCUUCAGCAGGUUGUGGUGUACUCAGGUUGUAGCCUGUAAGGUCGGUCAGUUUGUUAAACAUUCUGGUUAUAAUAAAUCCUUUAAGCAGUAUCAUGUUA
Molecule: messenger RNA, 2958 nt
Organism: Populus nigra (black poplar)
Lineage: Eukaryota; Viridiplantae; Streptophyta; Magnoliopsida; Malpighiales; Salicaceae
Exons: 3
Coding region: 555-2630 (691 amino acids)
Source: RefSeq, a predicted model, not a curated record